AUGGGGCCAAAGCUGAUGUUUGAUCUUGUCCAGAGGCUCUCACCACGACAGAAACAAGCUGUCGUAGAAACUGGAUUUGGUGGACUUCUUCAUCUCCAACUCUGCACCAAUGAAUCAAAGUUGGUGCAAUACCUGCUGGACAACUUUAAUGUUUGCAGGUGUGAUUUUGUAUUGAGGAUGAUAGUCUCCACAUUGAAGAGGAAGAUGUCGAAUACACGUUGGGAAUCCCGCGAGGGCCUGAAGGUCAAUGAGGGGACAAAGAUGGAAGACACCUCAACCCGUGAAUACAAACUGCUUGACUUCAUGGAGAAGGAGGUGGGGAGAGCUGAUCAUGGUGAUGAGUUCAAGAGGGAUUUCGUAGUCUUUGCCGUUUCCUCCAUGCUUCGAGGAAACAUAACACGCUACUCCAAGUACAGGAUCUUAAACUCAUUGAUUGAUGUUGAUAUGAUUAAAGAGUACAAUUGGUGCGCCUACACAUACCAAUCUCUCAUUGACUCGAUAGAUAGUUACAAUGAAGAUAGAAAGAGAAGCUUUUGGGGGCCAAUGACAUUGAUAUUGCUGUUCUACUUUGAUCGAGUAGAAUUCAAAGGAAUGAAGAUCAACAGGACAUACCCUAGCAUACUUGCUUGGACAACCACGCUUGUAAGAAAGAGAGUCAAGGCUGAAAAAAGGGCUGGUGGGUUUGGAAAAGGAAGGGUUAUCCCUAGAGUUAAGAAGCCAAGGACUGAUGCUACCACCUCACUGCAACAACCUGCAAGCACUGCUGCUGCUACAACCUCACUACCACAACCUGCAUUUACUGCUGCUGCUACUACUUCUUCUACUCCUGCUACUGCAACACCGACACCAACUACAAGUGAGCCACUCUCAAGUGUUGAUCGGGUGACCGUGUGCUCCAAAAGCUAG
Ipomoea nil (Japanese morning glory) is the source of this 906-nucleotide messenger RNA. RefSeq lists its product as uncharacterized. The record is from RefSeq and is a predicted model, not a curated record. The transcript has 3 exons. Lineage: Eukaryota; Viridiplantae; Streptophyta; Magnoliopsida; Solanales; Convolvulaceae. Bases 1 to 906 code for a protein of 301 amino acids.